AACGCAGUGUGGAAUGUUGCUACAUUGUUGUUGUUUUGUAGUUCAUUUUGAAUUUGGAUACUUUUCGGUAGUUCUCUGAAAGUGUGCUCCGGUUUGAUUCCCACACCGGCGCGUCCUUCUCACCAUCACGGCACCUGCGCGAUCCCGACACACAAGGUCCGCGUCCCCAAGCUGUUUUUCAGUAGGAUUCUGGCCAGUUGAAUGCAUCCUGGGUAUGACGACUAAUCCCAGAGGAAGCAAAGCUUUAAAGGUGAAGAAGGAGGCAGGCGAGAAUGCUCCCGUGCUGAGCGAUGAUGAACUUGUCUCCAUGACGGUUCGGGAGCUGAACCAGCACCUGCGCGGCCUCACCAAGGAGGAUGCGGUGUGGCUGAAACAACGCCGGCGAACUCUGAAGAACCGCGGCUACGCUGCCAGCUGCCGCAUCAAACGCGUCACGCAGAAGGAGGAGCUGGAGCAGCAGAAGACGGAGCUGCAGCACGAGGUGGACAAGCUGGCCCGGGAGAACGCCAGCAUAAAGCUCGAGUUGGAAGCUCUCCGCUCGAAUUACGAGGCUCUGCAGAACUUUGCUCGGUCCGUGGCGCGGGGGCCGAUCAUGCCAGCCAAGGUGGCAGCCACCACCAGCGUCAUCACCAUCGUCAAAUCAGCUGACCACAAGGCAAGCUCGGCUCACUUCUCCACCCCUUCCUAGUGGCAUACUGCAGGCACUUGGGUCAGGGUGUCCUUUGGCAUUUACACUGGGUGCCCAGUACCUAUUGCAUCAUUCAUUAUACCCACCACCCUCUUUCCAGUCCAUCCAUUUGAUUUUCAGACAACCUCUGUGUGGUUUCCACUUUGCUCAGCCGCCCUAGAGUAAGACUAAUUCUGUCAGAAACUUUUGUUCAGUACCAUAAACUCUUACUCAAAACUCCCAGUACCGGCUAGGCGUCACCCGUCUAUGAAAAAUUUGAGAGACAACAAAGCACUUAAUCCAGUACACUGUCAACUUUAUUAGGACAGAAGCUCUAUGGUCUAGAUAAAAAAAAACACUUGUUUUUUUAAGCUGGGACCAGUUGUGGUAAUGAGACUAAAAGUCUCCACACACCAGACAUGAUGCGAUUUGUCCAGCGAUAAAAUAGUACCUUUCACCCCC
This is a messenger RNA of Polyodon spathula (Mississippi paddlefish), 1129 nucleotides long. RefSeq names its product transcription factor MafK-like. The transcript has 3 exons. The record is from RefSeq and is a predicted model, not a curated record. The coding region runs from base 215 to 688 and encodes 157 amino acids. Gene Ontology annotation, cellular component: nucleus. Gene Ontology annotation, biological process: regulation of transcription by RNA polymerase II. Gene Ontology annotation, molecular function: DNA-binding transcription factor activity, RNA polymerase II-specific; RNA polymerase II cis-regulatory region sequence-specific DNA binding. NCBI's taxonomy places the organism in Eukaryota, Metazoa, Chordata, Actinopteri, Acipenseriformes, Polyodontidae.